CGCUCUCCUUUCAUUCCUCCCUCCUCUUCCUCCUCCCCCUCCCCUGCCGCAGCGUCUGACGUCCCCACGCAGGAGCACCAGCAGCAGCACAGUGGGCAGCCGACGCCGCCACUCCGGGCCGCCGGGCAGAGGAGUGGAAGCGCAGACAUGACCCUGCAGUGGGCAGCAGUUGCGACCUUUCUCUAUGCCGAAAUAGGACUCAUUUUAGCCCUCUGCCUACCGUUCAUUCCUCCUCAGAGGUGGCAGAAGAUCUUUAUGUUCCCACUGUGGGGUAAAAUUGCAACUUACUGGAAUAAGGCAUUUCUUACAAUUAUUGUCCUGUUGAUUGUUCUGUUUCUUGAUGCUGUGAGAGAAGUAAAGAAGUAUUCUAUUAGUCACGGGCUUGAAAAGAGUUCAAGCAACAAUCCCAGUGCUUAUGAACAUGUACAGAUGAAACUUUUCAGGGCACAAAGGAAUCUUUAUAUUUCUGGAUUCUCCUUAUUUUUAUGGCUAGUAUUACGACGUCUGGUUACCCUCAUUACUCAGCUAUCCAAAGAGUUGGGAAUCAAGGGAGUGCUGAAGAUACAAGCAGAUAAUAACAAUGAUGCUGCCAAAAAAUAUAUGGAAGAGAACGAAAGGCUAAAACAGGCCUUGGAGAAAACUGGCAAGGGAGACGAACAGAAAAUAGAUUCAGAAAAUAAAAAUCUAGUGGAAAGUGUGGAAAAACUGAAAGCGGAGUUAAUGAAGACUUCAGAAGUUAUCAGGAAAGCACUGAAAAAAUUACCUCUGGAAGAGAGUGAAGAAGAUGAGGAGGAGGAGGAGGAGGAAGAAAAAGAAAAAAGUCUCAUUGUAGAAGGUAAGAGAGAGAAGAAGAAAGGAGAGAGAUUGACAAUGCAGAUAUCUUCUCUACAAAGGGAACCAUUUACAAUUGCCCAAGGAAAGGGACAGAAACUUUGUGAAAUUGAAAGAAUACACUUCUUUCUAAGUAAGACGAAAACUGAUGAACUUAGAAAUCUUCAUAAACUGCUUUACAAUAGGCCAGGCACAGUAGCAUAUCUGAAGAAGAAUAUGGGUAAGUUCAGUGGCUUUCCAUUUGAAAAAGGAAGUGACCAAUACAAAAAAAAGGAAGAAAUGUUGAAAAAAUUUAGGAAUGCCAUGUUAAAAAGCAUAAAGAGAUCAGGAAUAAAUAGUGAAUUGGUAACCAGGAUCUUGAAUUUUUUGAUGCAUCCAAAACCUUCUGGCAGGCCAUUGCCCAAAUCAAAAAAAACACCAAGCAAAGGUGGUAAAAAGGAAUGGAGCAGCUCUGGAAUGUCAAGAAAGGCUAAGUGUACCAAAUGUCCUGAAAUUCUAUCAGAUGAAUCUAGUAGUGAAGAAGAAAAAAAAGAAAGGGACUCUUCAGAGGAAGAAGAUAAAGAAAACGAAGAAAAGCCACCCAAAAAGACAUCUAAAGAAGAAAAACCUAAACCAAAAACUCAUUCUAAAAGCAAAAAAUCUGUAAAAAGUGCCAAUAUCAAGAAGGCAGAUAGCAAUACCGCUAAGAAAAAUCAAAAUAAUUCCAAAAAAGAAAGUGAAUCUGAAGAUCAGAUGAUGAACCUUUUAAUUAAAAAGCCGAAGAAACCCCCUACAGAUAAAGAACUAAAAGAGAUAGUAAAGAAACUUCUGGCCAGUGCCAAAUUGGAGGAAGUAACAAUGAAACAGAUUUUCAAAGAGGUAUAUGAAAACUAUCCUGCCUAUAAUUUGUCUGAAAGAAAAGAUUUCAUUAAAAAGACUAUUAAAGAGUUAAUUUCAUGAGACAGAGAUCAUUUAUAAAGGCUGCUGAUUUGGCGUAUGUAUCCGUGAAUUCAAAGAUCUGAUAAACACCAGCAAAAAGAAUGUAUUUCCUUUUCUAAAUCUUUGUUGGUCAAGUAUUGUGUUAAGCAGAAUUGACUGCUGAAUUUGUGUCAUAAGUGUUAAUGUAAAAAUUUGUUUGAGUUCACCCCCUUUUAAAUUGCAUUUUUAUGCAGUUUUAUUAGUUAAGAUUUUUACAUGGCAAUGAAUGUUCCCUGCUUUUUUUUUAUUGUUGAGUAUUUUGUACAUUUUGGAUUUCUUUAUAUAAGGUAAUGGACUCUUAGACUGUUGUAGCUUUUAGUGUGCUUAAUAUUCAUAGCUUGCUUAAUGAAAUUCUUUUAAUAAUCAAUUAGAAAAAAAGUUGUAACUAUUGGCAUCUUAUACAUGCAGAGUUUGGUUAUUGUAGUAUUUGGUAUAGACAAUAUUUUUAAUACACAUUCUGACAAAUAGUCUAAACUUGUGGUAGUGUUUUCAUUAUAUUCAGGAUAUACAGUAUAUAUGCUAUGAAUAUUUGAGUGAUUAAAUCUGAACUAUCUUAAAUAUGUACUGCAAAUUAUCAGCAUGAUAAAACAAUUGGCAUAGAUGUUAUUUUUGUACUUUUAAAAAAGAUUUGUUGUAUAUAAGGUUUUCAUAUUUCUUUGUGCAAAUCAAUUUUUAAGUGUAUCUUUAGAAUUAUAACAUGAAGUGCCAAUGUUCUGCUAGAAGGUUAUGAUGGAGAAGUGGAAGUUAUAAAGAUAAUGCUAAAGAAGUAAUUAGUAGUUUACUCUUUUCCACUUAACUCUGUUUUAUUUAGGAAGUAUAAUCCUCCUAUAGCUAGCUUUACAAUAUGCAAAUGCAUUUUAUAUUUCAAGGAUUAACUUUAGCACAUAUAGAAAUUAAAACUGCUUCAGAAACUUUGGAGAAAGGCUCAGAUAAGUAUAAUCACCUCCAGCUCAUAAUAAACUUGAACUCAGUUCUAUUUAACUGAUUUUGCCCACAUAAAAUAUAUUACUAUUCACAGGAAACAGACUACUUUGGUAGUAAUGAUGUAGAAGUUAAACAAAUGCCAAAUGAAGAUAAUGUAGUUACAUAGUGUUCGUCAGCAUCAGACCCUUGUGACUGAAAGUAUUGCUCAAAAAAGCCAAUGGUACAUUUAUUUUCACAUUAAUGGAUAGAUAUCUCACAUCAGGGCUGCUGGAUUAUAAAAUUUUUGGCCAAUCAAGAUGUUAGUAGAUCUCAACAGAAGAAAUUAUUUCUUUGCAUGUGAUUCUUCAUGAGUCUAAAAUAACACAUUUUAUUUUAUAUAGACAAUAUCUUAAAUCAUUUUGCCAGAUGAACUUAUUAUAUCUAAUUCUGAAACAAUUUUGAUUUGUAAAAGGGAAACAUUUGGCCUGUGGAGCAUUUUAAUAAGAAACAUUUAAUUGUCUUCACAUCAAGAUCGUGUUCAUUACUGAAAUGUCAAGUUUGAGUGGUGUUUUCCAUGUGGCAAAGCAGCACUUGGUGUUUCCUUUAAUAGGCAUUUAUGUUUGACUUUUUUCUUAAAUAAAAUGUAUUAGAACUUUAUGUACACUUAUUAAUUCAGAUGACCGGAAUAAGCUACUUUAAACUAACCUUAACGCAGAUCCCAAAAUUGACUUCUGAUUUUAAGAUAAAAGUUCAUUUUUUUUCUGUGAAAUUUGUCAGUGAAAAAAUUAAAAUUGUGAGUACUAAAUGUAAAAAAAGAAAAAAUUACCUCUGUGCUUGUAUAUUUUGAAGGAAUUUGUCUGAUAAAAAUAUUUUAAAAUCUGUUUUUUAUCAUUUUUAUUCCAAAUUUUACAAAACCAAAUAUGAAACAAUAUUUCCAUGUACAAAAAAGAUAGUACACGCAUUGAAAUCACACAUCUCCUGUAUGUUUAGGUUACUUUUUCUCAUAUCUACAUAAUAAAGCUCAUCCAUAAGUGUCCCAGCCCCUCUCCACCCUCCCUCAACCAUGGUCAGGGUGGCCAACAUUACAUUUAAAUUACCUUUCAUGUUUCACUUUUCUGUUCACUUUUUGAAGGUAACAUUCUUAGUUUAUUCUUCCAGCAUUAAUUCUGUGGUGGUAUAUAAUGUUCUCUUGGUUCUACUCAUUUCAUUGUUCAUUAUCUCAUCAUUAUCUUCAAGUUUUUUUAAAAAAAUCAGUCUCUCAUUGUUACUUGAUGGUGCAAUAAUAUUCCGUCACAAUCACAUACUACAGUUUGUUCAGCCAUUCCCCAAUUGAUGGGCAUCCCCUCAGUUUCCAAUUCUUUUCCACCACAAAGAGCACAGCUAUAAAUAUUUUGGAACAUAUGGGUUCUUUUCCUCUUUUUCUGAUCUCCUUGGGAAACAGAUCCAACAACCUUAUUGCUGGCUGUAAGAUAUACACAGCUUUGUAAGUCUCUAGAUAUAAUUCCCACAGAAUGUUUGGAUGAGUUCACAGUUCCACCAAUGGUACUUUAGUGUUCUCCUCUGGGGACUUCUAAACAAUAAAAAAUUCUCCCAAAAAAGAAAUUUCCCCAUCUCCUCCAACAUUUGUCACUUUGCCUUUUUGUCAUUUUAGCUAGUCUGAUGGAGGUGAGGUUUUGGUUUGCAUUUUCUCUGAUCAGUAGUGAUUUAGAGCAUUUUAACAUAUACCUAUAUGCAGCUUUGGUUUCUUCAUCCAAAAAUUGUCACUUCAUAUCCUUUGCCCACUUAUCAAUUGGGGGAUAGCUCUUAUUCUUAUAAAUUUGACAAAGUUCUCUAUAUAUUUUAAAUAUGAAAACUCGUGUCUGAGAAACUAUCUUCUUAACUAUCUUAAGAUUUUUCCCAAAUUUUUCUGCUUUCCUUCUCCUAGCAUCAUUUUAUUUGUAUAAAAACCUGUCCACUAAAUGUACUCAAAAUUAUCCAUUUUACAUUUCACUAUAUUCUUCAUCUAUUAUUGGCUCAUUAAUUCCAUUCCUAUCCAUAAAUCUGAUAGGUAAUAUGUUAUGUUCCCUGUUCUUCUAACUUACUUAUGUCUAAACUUUAUCAAGUUAGAAAAAAUAUUAACAAAAUUCAUUUGGAAGACUAAAAUAUCAAGGAUAUCAAAAGAAUAGAAAAAAUAUAAGAAAAGAGGCCUGGCAUUUUUAUUUUAAAUAGUCUUAUAAAGCAGUAUUUAACAAAACCAUCUGACACUGGCUAAGAAAUGGAAAGGGAAAUCAGUGGAACAGAAAGGCACACAAUAAACAGCAGUAAAAGAUUAUAGUAAUCUUGUGUUUGACAGGAUCAUAGAUCCAGGUUUGAGGAAUAAGAAAUCACUAUUUGAUAAAAACUUCUAGGAUAAUUGGAAACCAGUUUGACAGAAACUAGGUAUUGACCAAUAUCUUACACCAUUCACUGAGAUAAGAUCAAAAUGGAUACAUUAUCUAAACAUAUGUUUUAAAAUAGGAGCAGGGGACAGGUAGAUGGCUCAAUGGAUUGAGGGCCAGGUGGUCCUGGGUUCAAAUUUUACCUCAGGCACUUCCUAGCUGUGUGACCCUGGACAAGUUAUUUAAUCCCCAUUGUCUCUUCCUGUUCUUUUGCCUUGGAAGGUAAGGGUUUUAAAAAUAAAUAAAACAUCUGAGCAAUAAGCGCUAGGGAUCUUGUAUUCUUCUGUAUGUCUAUGUCAAUUAAGUGACUAAAGAUGUAGUCUAUUAUAAAGAAUUAUCUGUGAAACUCUACUUGCUCCUUUUCCAGUUUUUCCUCAGGGAUACCCUCACAUAAGCAGAGAUCAUUCAUAUAAAGAUUUUAUAAAGAUGAAAAAUUGGACAUAUAGAUCAGAAAUCUUCUAAGAUACCUUUUUUUUUGUGGUAAUAAUGUCAUCCAUGAUCUUUCCCAUUCAUUUAGAAACUUUUUUCUUGCAAGUUACCUUGAAAAUUAUUCUGUGAUUACCUUGAAAAUUGUGCUGCCUCAGGGACAGCUGGGUGGCUCAGUGGAUUGAGAGCCAGGCUCAGUGAUGGGAGGUCCUAGGUUCAAAUAUGAGUUCAGACACUUCCUAGCUAUGUGACCCUGGGCAAGUCACUUAAUCCCCAUGGCCUAGCCCUUACCACUCUUCUGCCUUUGAUUUUAAGGUGGAAGGUAAGGGUUUAAAAAAAAAUGAUGCUGCCUCCAGGAAAGAUUUCCUUCUCAAUAAGACAGACAUGUAAUCAGAUCAGAUCCAGCCCAGCUUCACAAUUUCAUCCUUUACUAUGUCUACUACUUCAGAAUAUAUUUGGUAUUGGGGUGUUGGAAUCCACUUCCAAUAAUGAGCUGACCUGUCAUGAAUGGCAGUAGAAAUGCUGGCAGCUGUGUUUCUGUUUCACAUCUUUCUUAAUGCAUCUUGAGUUCAUGGAAUGAGCUAAGGUUUUCUGGAGUUCUCAGCUGAGUUUCCUGCAAGGGCGUUUUCCCUUCCAUUUUUUGUUUGCUGUUGGGUGAGAGAGUAUUGCUUAUACUCUUCCAUAAUGUUUUGCAAAUGAGUUUGUAUUCUAAACUGGCUUCCAUGUUUCUUACCUUUUGGCAGAGAGAUCUAGUUUUUACUGGCUAAGGUGAUUUGGGGACUAUUCUAGACUCCAAAUUUUGGCAAUUAGUUUACUUCUCUCUACAAAUCAUCCUCCAUAACUCUGACCACCUUUGAUAUCGAUACUUAGAGGUCAUUGAACAAAGGUAUCUUUUUGGCAGAUGUGACCAUUUUACUUCUCUGCUUAAAAAUCAUCAGUGGCUUCCUUUCAUUUAAAAGAUGAAAUACAAACUCCAUAACUAGACCAAUAAGGUUGUUCAUAAUCUACUGGCAUCCUACCAACAAAGAUCAACAAUUAUCUCUGAUUUAUAGUCUUAGAGUUGCCUGGUACACUGAGACAUAAAGGACUUGACCUGGGACACACAGCCAUUAUGUGUCAGAGAGAGAACUUGAACCCAGGUCUUGAAGAUUCUGAGGCCUGUUUUCUAUCCACUGUACUGUGUAUGCUCUCAUCCUGUUCUGUCUUUUUAAAUGUGUGAUUUUUUAUAAUUCAUUUUGUCUUCAUAUACAGUCAUUGUCCAUCCUACCUCAGAUUGAACCUUCCUUUGUAUCAAAAAUUGAGCAAAAAUAUUUGGCACAUAAACCUUGUUUUACAAUGUUUAUGAUAUUCAGCCCUGGUGAUCCCCCACUUCUCUGUUGUAAUGGAGAUAGACUUAAUUAUGUCUUCUCCCGAACCAUCAUUGCAAACCCAUUCCCCUUUUCACCAGCCAAAAUUGUACCAACUUUUUAAAUUAAGGAAUUAGAAAGUAUUUGGAAUUACUUUCAAGAUCUCAACCUGCAUUUCUGUGAAUCAAAAUAGCACAAGUCUGGAAUCUUGAACAGACUGUAGUAUUGUCCAGCUGUCACACAUUUCAGAAUAUUGCCUUUUGACAACCCUCCUAAUGCCAACAAAAAGAACAGGAUGAGUCGUUUGAAAAAGCAUAAGACACAUUGAGAGGCAGAAUGGGGUAGAUGUUUAAGUCAAGCUCAGAGUAAGAAAUAGACUCGCUAUGUGACCCUGCAUAAGGACUUCUCAGUGCCCUCAACAAUUCUAAAACAAGGUUGUGUUUUGUUUUAACCCUUACCUUCCGCCUUAGAAUCAAUACUGUGUAUUGGUUCUAAGGCAGAAGAGGGGUAAGGGCUAGGCAAUGGGGGCUAAGAGCCACCCAGCUGCCCCCUAAACAAGGAUUCUUAACCAUUUUUUCUAUCAUGGACUCUUGUAGUCUGGCUUAGUUUAUGGACCCUUUCUCAGAAUAAUUUUUUGAAUGCAUGAAAUAAAUAGGAUUACUGAAGGAAAUGAAUUAUAUUGAAAUAGUUAUCAAAAACAUUUUUUUUUCAAGUUCACAGCCUCUAGGUUAAGAAUUCCUAUUCAGGAGCAGCUAGGUAGCCCAGUGAAUAGAGCACUGGGCCUAGACUCAGGAGGGCCUGGGUUCAAAUGUGACCUCACACUCCCUAGCUGUGUGGCUAUGCAAAUCACUUAACCCUGUUGCUAAGCCCUUGCCACAGAAAGAAGGGUUGGGGGAGGAGAGGGGGGCUGUUCAUUUCUCUCAUUGUUCAGUCUCAUAAUUCAGCUUUAUAGCCCAGAUGACUGUCACCCUGUGAAACUGGCAGCUUCAAAGUUCAUGGCACCCAGCUUAGGAACACCUGCUCUGAGAUUUAUGUUUUGCAGAGAAGAUACUGACCUUGGUGCAUUAAUAGAGGGAGUUUCCUAUAGCAGUAAGAACACAGGUGCACCCCUAUCCAUAUCUCUACCUAUCUCUACCUCUUGGACAAACUCCAUGCCCUUCCCCAAAAGAAAUUACAGCUCAAUAAGACAAACACUCGGUUUUCUUCUUACCCAGCAUAAAUUGUUCCUGAGCUAGGGAAAGAAAGCAUAACUAGUUCCAGUGUUUCUUUAAUGAUUAAAGAAAGGACUCCUGACUCUUCCUUUUCUUGUUUCUAGGUCUCCAAGGGUAGCGUGUGCGGGCCUCUGGGGGGGGGGGGGGGUACUAAGGAGGGUUGCUCAUGAAGUGCCCGGGAAAGCCUUCCCUUUUCUUCAUCCUCAGUAGUGAUCACUUUUGUCCCUCUUUCUUUGCCUUUCAGAAAUUAAAGUCCAGAUUUGAGUUCCCAGAAGUUACUAAACUUCACUCAAAUUUGAGACCAGAAUUUAGUCUUUUGUGGGGAGAUCUUUUUCACUACAAAUGACUAUUAGAAAGAAAGAGAACUUUGAUGGGGAAGGCAUUGUAACCCGAUCCCUCUUUGUGUCAGUUGUGGUGUUUGAGGUUUACACUGUAUGAGCUUCUGUCUAAGUGAAUCAACAUCAAGGUAAAAGCAGAUUUUUCCUGUUUGAGGAUGUCUAAUUUGGAUCAUUCAGGGUAGAAUAUUUUAUGAACAUUCCCUACCUGAAAUUACUGUUUUUGAUACGGUCAUUACUGACCUUGUGAAGAUCAGAUGUUCCUGUAAGACUUUUUUGAUCAUGUAGAUUGGACUUUAAUGACUGUUCAUGAAGGUUAAAACUUUGAAGCUUUGUGGAUCAGAGUAGAGUAUUUUUAAAAAGUUAACAACUCAGUGCUGUGCUUAUAAUCAUCAUCAUAGCUAACAUUUACAUAAAGCUUUAAAAUUUAUAGUGUUUCAUACACAUCCUUGUUUGAGCUUCACAAAGACUAAAGAUACACUUUAAAAGCAAAAGGAUCUCCAUCAAAAAAUAAAAUAAAAAAUAAUUUUUAAAAAAUGAUCUAUCACAGUUCAAUGCUCCCCAGUUUUUUCUACCUAAGUGAGUCUUAUUGGCAUUAUUUUCCCCAUUUUCCAUAAGAGAAAGCCAAGGAUCAGUGAUAUUAAGAUAUUAAUAUUGACUGUCCUUGGACACACUAGAUACUGUUAGAAACAAUGCUGCUCAGUAAACAUUUAUUGAUUUUUAAUCAUUGUUGACCAGAUGUAUUAAUGUCUUUAUAUGGCCAAAACAGAACUCAUCUUCCUCAGAUGCAUCCUUCCUCCAAAUGUUCCUUUUUCCUUAUGACUUUCUUACAAUAUUCCAAAUUCAUAACCUGACUUAUAAGAUUUUUUUCCUGAGUGGAGCUCUGACCUUAUCACUCUCCUUUUUUAAAAGUUUGGCUGGUCAACAAAAUGAGGGAGAGGGAAAAUAGGCUGGGGGAAAGUUUUGAAAGGAUUUAACAGCUGGACAGAAGAGUUCCUAUUUGUACCUAAAGACAGGAGGAAGCUACUAGUGUUGAUUAAGUAAGUCACAGAGUCAGAACCAAACUGAAGGAAAAUUACUUUGGCAGCAUUUUAUCAGAUGGACUAGAAUAGGGGGAGACUUGAGGCAAAGAAACCAAUUAGGAUAUUGUUGCAGCAACAGUUGGGGCUCAGUGGAUAGAGAUACAGGCCUAGAGAUGGGAGGUCCUGGGUUCAAAUAUGAUACUUUCAAAUUAGAUACGCUGUGUGACCCUGGGCAAGUCACUUAACCCCAACUGUCAGCCCUUACUAUUCUUCUGCCUUGGGACUGAUACUUAGUAUCAUUUCUAAGACAAAAAGGUAAAGGUUUUUUUUAAAGGAUAUUUUUGUUGCAAUUAUUUUUAUUUAAUCAAGACUAAGAUGAUAUUGUAGCCUUGUAAGUAGAGAGAAAGGGUCAUAUUGAGAGAUGUAGAAAGAGCAGGAUCUGCAACUGAAAAAUGUGAGAUGAGAAGCAAUAAGAAGUUGAAGAUAAAAGGAAGAGUAGUAGAGCCUUCAAAAUGAGAAUUUCAAAGUGGGGAGCGUUUAAUGGAAAAAAUGAUGUGUUCACUUUUGGACGUGUCAAGUUUGAGGUAUGCAAUGUGCAAUUUGUGAUGUGGAGCUGAAGCCCAGGGGAGAAAGUGAGGCUGAAUAUUGAGAUCUGUGAGUCAUAGGCAAUGAAAUGAUGCUUAAAUCCAUGAGAAUUAAUGAGGUGACCAAGGCACAGCAGCUUUAGAAAGUGUUGAGUAAAAGCUCAUUAAUUGAUGGUUGCUUUUAAGACCAGUAGUACUAGGGAAUCCAGUUUCUAAAAGCUUAUGUUUUUGAAAGAAUUUAAACAAAAUUUAAACAAAAAUUACAUAUAUAUAAGCUAUAAAUUAUGUAGUGUGUAAUAUAAAUUAUAUGGUGUGUGUAUGUAUAUCUGUAUAUGUAAAUAUAUAUAUAUGUAUAUAUAUAUAUAUCAAACUAGAUAGAUAUAAAAUUUUCAUUUUACAUGGGCAAACUGGAAAAGGAAGCUGUUCUCUUUCCUACCCAGAAAUGUUGCUAAUAUGUUUUCCCACCUUUGCUUGCUUCCUUAAGCAUACAGUUUUAUUCCUUUAAAGUGUUUUAACAAAAAGAAAACAAAUGUAUAAGCUAUAGACAGUGAAUAUUUAUUAAGCACCUACUUUUUGCCAGGAACUCUGCUAAGCCCUGGGAGUACAAAGAAAGGUAACAAGAUAAUCCUUGCCUUCAAGAAACUCCCAACCAAGUGGGAAAAAUGACAACCAAACAACUGUGUGUAUAUUUGAAAUAACCAACAGAGAGAAGGCUCUAGAAUUAAGGAGAGUCAAGAAAAGCUUCUUGUAGACAAUGGGAUUUUAGCUGGAUAUUGUAGCAGGGUAUAGAGGAAAUUUCAGUGGAUUUGGAGUUCAAAAUCCUGGUUCAGAUUCCAACUCUGUUGCUUCUCAUUUUUGUGCUGCCUUAAAUUCUUUAUCUGUAAAAUGGAGAGCCAUAAGGGGUUGCUAGAUACCAUUAAAAUCUCUUCUAGCCAUUAUAAAUCCGAUUUUCCUCAUUUAGUUUAGCUGAGACUUCUUGGCACUAAAUCAUAAGAUUGGGAUUGUGAAAACAAGUGGCAACCAUAUCUUAUCUGCUAGCUUUCCUUUGGAAAAGAGGUAAACCAAUUUAUAAAUACCAAGUCAAGAUUUCUGCCAGUGGAAUAAAUUAACUACCACAUUGGUGCCCUAAAACACUUUCCCAGUGUACCUGAAUGAUUUACAUCCAGAAAUUAUUUAGUCAUCUAGAAGGAACUGAAUUACUGUUUUGCCACCUUUUAGCAACGACUCUAUCUCAGAAGACUGGACAUUUGUGAACAGACAUUGCUUCCAAUAGUAGGUCUGUUAACCUGUCCAUAAUUUUUGAGAUAAGCAGGCUGGUAUGCUGCAGAAGUCCGUGCUUGUUAUAUGUAAGGAUCAUCACUUGAAAGAUAUGCUUCCUCUUGUAGCUAAUUUGACUGCAUGUGUGAUCAUUGCUUAGAGGGGGAAAAGACACCCUUUUGAAACUUUAUGAAUGUAUAACACGUUAUGAUUUUUAAAUUAUUUUUACUUGUAGUAUAUUCUCUCAUUUGACCCUCAUAGCAGUCAUGGGAAGUCCUUUGCUGAUGAGGAAACCAGAGAUGAGAGAGAGUAAAUGGAUUGUUUGAGGGCAAACCUAGAGUAUGCCAUCACAGCUGGACUUUAAAUCCAAGUUCUCCCAAAAUCACAGCAUUUGAUACUUGUCUGUCUAGUUUAACCCCAUAUCUGAAAAGUAUCUGCACUAUACUAUAGCUUACAAGUGGUCUUCUGCCAAAUCCAGUACUCUUCAUUCAACUAACAGGUCGCUAACCAAAAUAACGGACCAUUAAAAAAAAUAAAAUAGCUCUUAAAAAGAGCUUUUCAGAUAAUAUUCUUUUUUCUCUUUUAAACCCUUACCUUCCAUCUUGGAAUCAAUACUGUGGAUUAGGUCCAAGGCAGAAGAGUGGUAAGGGCUAGGCAAUGGGGGUUAAGUGACUUGCCCAGGGUCACACAGCUGGGAAGUAUCUCAGGCCAGAUUUGAACCUAAGACCUCCCAUCUCUAGCCCUGACUCUCAAUCCACUGAGCCACCCAGCCGCCUCCUCAGACAAUAUUCUUAAGAAAAUUAUUUUGGCUUCAUAAAUUAUUUUCCUUUAACUUGAAAAGCAUACCAGAUUAUGAAAAAGAACUUUUAAAAUUCAAAUUGCAUAGAUACAGAUAUAAAUCUGGGUAACAGAAGAAUUAUAAAACAUUUAAAAAAAAUCAUAAUGAUUGGCAUAGGAAUAAUUAAGACUAUAGCAGGUUAUCAGGUUUGAGUAUCCAAGAGCUGAGCAUACAUUCCCUUUUGAAAAAUUGGAUACCUCCCUGUCCACCAGUAUUGUUACUCUGGUUAUUCUGGUUUUGUCCUGGAAAAAAACUGACAUUUCACAUGUUGGUCAAGAACAAACUCCAAACUGAAAGAUGUUUCAGAAAGAUUAUUAAGUAGGUGAUGUAAUCCCCCAACCUUUAGGAGUUUUACAUUAUACAGAAUUCAGUAAAGGAACAAGUCAGUAGCAGCUGAUUAACCUGGAUGGAGACUGUUUCCAGUUAGGACCCAUAGGAUUCUUGAGAUGUAUGACAGCAGGAAAACCACUUCCAUUCCUUGUCUCAGUCUUUUGCUUUGUUUCUCGAAUUAUAGGACUUGGGCAAAUCAGAUUUAGUGAACAAAAAUCCUAUUCUUGCACCUUGACUUUUGAACCUAAAGAUGAGAAGCAAAAGACUGGCUUUUCUUCAGUUUCAGAAUGACCCUUUUAUUACAGUAUAUCUCUGUACUUUGAAGUCCAUGAUGCAUACCAGAGCUAUCACUGUUUCCCAGAUAUUUUGUGAAUCAUUAUAUGGCCUAAAUAUAAGCCUGUGCUGGAAUAUAGACUGCAUUGCUCAAAUUAGAUCAUUUGAAAGACAAGUAAUAAAUAAAUAUAAGAUGAGAUAUAAAAUGUAAAGUAACACACUGUUAUAGGCUAAAGUCAGGUUAGGAUAGUCACAUAUUCUAGGUUUGAGAAAAAAAUAGACCUGUAGUACGAGCUGUAUAUCCAGUGGCUAUGCAGCAAAAAUUUAUUAGCAGAGAUGCCAAAAAGUAAAACAAAGUCUCCAAGCCAAGAAGAAAAGGGUUUAUUGAGAGAGGGUUGGUCUCACAAUAAAGCCCGACUCCAAUUAGCAGCCGAAGAUUUUCUAGCCUUCUGAGUGGUCUCCUUAUGUAACCAGUUAUACAGAAGUGAUGUCAGUAAUAAAGUGGGUAUCCAAGGGCAACUAGGUGACUCAGUGGAUUGAGAGUCAGGCCUAGAGACAGGAGGUCCUGGGUUCAGAUCUGGCCUCAGAUACUUCCUAGCUGUGUGACCCUGAGCAAGUCACUUAACCACCAUUGCCUAGCCCUUACAGCUCUUCUGCCUUGGAACCAAUACACAGUAUUGAUUCUAAGACAGAAGGUAAGGGUUUAAAAAAAAAUUGGGUAUUUAACUCAAGUAAAUUGUCCAGGGUCUUGGUCCCUAUAAUAGACAAUCAUGCCAUUGAUAUAACCUCCACCUUUAGCCUGAAUAUACUGCAUGCCGUGAUGAUUCAGCAAGGGUCAGCAUAAAGAAAUGAGGCAGAAACCUAAGUCUGUGGCCCUGUGUUACACCAGAGUGAAUGAGAAAGAAGUGCAGGUUAGCCAACUUGCAUGGGGAGAAUUAUAUAAUAUAAGAAGUAUUUCAGAACUAUAGAAUAUAUGUAAAAUACAAUAUCAAAAUCAUAAGGGAUAUGAGAUUUCACAUUCACAACUGCAAGAAACAGUGUUGUAUAAAGGAAAGAGCACUGGAUUUGGAGUCUGAGGGCCUGGGUUCAAAAUCUAUAUCUCCUACCCUUAUCUUUCUGAUGUUGGGCAAGUCACUUAACCAUGAUUUACUUUACAUGUCUGUAAAAUAAGGGAAUUGGAUUUAUUAACUUCUGUUUUCUCUUCCAACUCUUAACUUUGGCUCCAUGUAUUUCUGAAAUGCAGGUGGUAGCACCUGGGAUAGAGUACCCUACCUAGAGUCAGGAAAACUCAUGUUUCUCAGUUCAAAUCUGGCCUCACACACUUACCAGCUAUGUGACUUUGGGCAAGUCACUUAACUUGGUUUGCCUCCAUUUCCUCAUUUGUAAAAUGAUCUGGAGAACGAAAUGGUAAACCAUUCCAAGAAAACCUCAAAGAAGUGGGACUUGUCUAAAACAACUGAAGAUCUACAAAUGAAGUAUAAUUGAUGAUAGAGUAUGAAGAAGGGCAUGAAAUGUUUCAUGUGGGAGCAUCUGAGCUGAUAUUUGAAUGAAAUUAAAGAUUCUAAGAGGGAGAGAUGAGAAGGCAUGGAGGCAAGUCCACGAGAAAACACAAGAGGAAGGAUUAGAAGUUUUUGUACAUGAAAACAGUAAAUAGGCCAGCUUGGCUAGAAUAUAGAAGAUAUGAGGGGGAGUAACUUGAUAUGUUUGGAAAGGUGACAGCCAGAUUUUGAAGGCCUUUAAAUGCCAAACAAAGGAAUUUGCCUUUUAUCUUAUAAGUAAUAAUGGCAGCGCUGUAGUUUACAGAACAGGGAGUUGACAUCACUAGAUCUGUACUUUAGAUUGGUUGUUUUGGCAAAUGGAGGUUGAUUGAAGAGAAGAAUGCCUAAAAACUGACAGUCCAAGGAUUUCUGGCCAAUAUAGCUACCUGAAUGAAGGCAUAGUACCCAGCUCCUUCAAAAUAUAAAAUUCAUACCAGACUGAAUGACAAAUCAGAAAUCCAAUGAGAAACUCAAUAAGUGACUUCCACCCCAUAACUGUACAAAAUGUGAGUCAGAAGCAUGUGGGCAAAAGGGGGCUGCCAGUAAAGCCAACGCCACCUGCGGACAAACAAGCCCAAACCUAAAGGCACUGUGUCUACAAUAUGCUAGAACCAAAUACCCCCUAGAGAAAGACCUAAAGACAUCAGAAAGCCCCAGGGAAGUAGUAACAAUCAGUGCUAUGUUGCAGUUAUCACACCUACAAGAUCCAGGCCCAGGGGCCUCCAAGGUCCCUGAUGCCCUGUUCUGAGAAGCCUCAGGGAAACUUAAUCUCAAAACAUCAAAGAUCCAAAGGAACCUAACUCCAGAAGGUAAAAGUUAUUGAAGAAAACCCAGUCAGACCAUGAUGGACCAGCCAGUUACCCUACCCAAAAGAGUGUUGAGCCUGGGCCUGGCAUAAAGCCCCAAUUCAGGAAACAGAAGCUAGAAAGGUGAAGAAAAUAAAGAAAACAUCCAAUUUCAAAAUGUAUUCUAAUUCUAAAGAGAGAUUACCAAAAAAAGGAUCAGGUAUAACAAUUGCAAGCAGUGAUUCAAAGAGAGCAAAAAUGAAUUUUCCAUAAGAAUUGGCAAUAGUAAUGGAAGAGGGAUUAAUUAGGCCAGAGAAACAAUAUCUUUCUUACUAGAUUUUUUUUUUAAUUUACCCUGGAAUAAGUUAAUUUUCAAUUGUGUUGGACCUAUGAUGCCUCACCAAAAGCUCCAGGGUACAGGGGAGAAACUGGCCCCAUGGAAGGAGUCUGUGUCUCCAAAACACUGACAAACUGGAGCAGAGAAGAAAUAUUUGGAGGUGGCAUGUAUACAUGCCCUGUCCACCAGCGAUUAAGCUCCUUCUAGUCAAUGAAGGCAACCAGUCAUACUGACCAACCCUGUACUGGUGACAGAGACAAAGUUCCCACCCAGUCACCCCAGAGGGGCUGCUGAUCCAAUCAUCCCAUUCCCACCCACCCACCCCUUUCCACAAAGCCUGGUAGUCUUUGCUGACUAUUCCUGUCUGAUGUGUCAGGUGGAUUCUUCAACAUGUGAUUUUUCUCAUUUUUUCCUUCAGUUUAGAUAUCUCAUAGUUCUAAACCUCCAACCCUAACCCUAAAUUCCAACAGAUCCUUAAAUUUGUUGUUUUUUGAAAAGCAGGAUUUGAGGGGAAGCUAGGUGGCAUAGUGGAUAGAACAUCAGACCUAGAGCCAGAGGACCUGGGUCCAAGUAUGGCCUCAGAUACUUCCUAGCUCUGUGACCUUGGGUCACUUAACCCUGAUUGCCUAACCCUUGCCACUCCUCUGUCCUAAAAUCAUGCUAGGACCAAAGGUAAGGGUUAUAAAAAAGAAAAGCAGAGGGUGUUUGUUUGUAUUUUUUUUUUGGGGGGGGGGGUUGCUGUUUUGUUUUUUCCUGCAAAACUUUGUGAUCUUGUUUACUUCCUGGAAGCAAACUUGGACCUUACUCAGUCUCUUAAUUUUUGACACUUUGGUUCCAUGAGCAGCAGCUUUUUCAAGGCCAUGAGAGUCCCUUUUUUACAUACACAUAAUAUACUUACAACCUGGUGAUCCACAAUUAUAAUAAAGAGUAGGUCUCUCUUCUGACUGUUCUCGUGGUGACCUAGUUGAGGAUAAAGUAAUAUUUGUUGCAAUAUGACCUCCACUCCUGACCCCAUUUUUUAUCAUUCCCAAACCUGACUUGAUGGAAUUCAGCUUCCCACAGGUAGACCACAUUUUUUUGUUGUUGUUGAGUCACUCUUUGAUCAUCCCAACCUUAACUAAAAACAUAGUAAAAGAUACCUCUGUUGUUCCCUUGUUUAUAUUGAGUGGAUAGCCAUUUUCCAUCAAAGGGUCUAGAUCUUUGAUACUUUGCUCUCUGAUUACACCAACCUGGAACAGUCUGGUCUACUAUACUUUUAUAAUGAUGUUUAUGCAUUCCUUCUUUGGAAACUGCACUAUAUAAACCUAGCACAUGUUUGGAGUUUCUGAACAUGUUCUAACUGGUUAUUUCCAAUUAUUUGUUAAAAUUGGCAUCUUUUUUUUCUAACCAAGUCUUUUUAGAUAACUUUAUAUCUGGAGAUAUGCCAAACCCUUCAUCCGCUCUCUGUCCAAUAUCAGUUUGCUUCUUCAUGUUUUACUGCACUUCUCUAUUAAUCUUUGAAGUUGACUAUGCACUCUAGUUACAAACUUAAAAUCACUUUUUGCUGGAUAUGCUUUAUUCAGUAUUUUUUAAUUAAAUUGCAUAUAUUUGUAGAAGAGUGAGUUUUCUAGGGAUGUGCCCUUAAGUUCUGCCCUUGGCCUUUCCCUGUUCAGCAUUUUGAUCUGUGAGUUGAAUGAGGCAGAUAACAUUAUUUUUCAUUGUUGUUUAAUUUUUAUUCACAGCCUUUGUUUUUUCAUUUUUUUUAUUUCCUAGUAUACCCCUCCCUCUCAUCUUUACUCAGCCAUUCCUUCCAAUUUAAAGAAUAAAAAAGGGGGCAAGGGGAAGCAUUUCAAUUAACCUAUACAAAAUCUCACUGCAUAUGCCAUUAUACAAAGCUCCACAUCCCAAGUCCUUCUCUACUCAUUUUGAAAGAAGGGGAAGAUGCAUUUUUCUCAUCUCCUUCCAAGGGUAUGCUUAUCAUUGUAAUUACAAUUUUGUGUUUAUGCUGGGGGAGUCAUUGCGUUCUUAUCAGAUAUGCAGGUGAUGCAAAACUGAGGGAAUUCACUUGUUUCUAGAUAGAAUUUCAAGAUAGAAAAAAGAAACUCCCAAUGGAUCACAUUUUCCAUGGUCACUUUUAACUAGGGCCAAAAAGAAAUUUAAACAGCAAGAAAAGCAAGUCCUGUAUUUGGUCUAAGUGGAAUCUAGAGGUCCCCAGACUUGUAGCUUGGAAAGAUGUGGUGAUCCCCAGUUUAUUUAGUUAGGAGGUAGAAACUCUAGGUUUGACCUUGUCACAAGACUGAUCUCAGACUAACAAAUAGACUUUUAGAUGUUUAGUGACUCUUCUAGUCCCCAGAAGCCUCUCCCAGUAUUUCACACCCUCUUUCCAGGAUCAAACUCAGGACCUUCAGCUUGGGAGACUGAUGAGCUGAAUUUUGGUGUACUGCGCCAAAUCCACCCUGACAACUUGGUACGCCAAAAUCAUUUAUAUAAAUACAAGGCACAUGAAUGAAGCUGGAAAAUCAUUCCUAUAAAGGAAGACACAGGGAUCCUGUUAGAUAGCAAGCUUAGUAUGGAUCAGUAGUUUCAUAUGACAGGCCAAAAAAAGUGAUCUUAGUUCAGUUCAAUUCAACAAAUACUCUUUAAGCAUGUGCUAUUAAUGGGCUAUACAAGUUGCAUGUGCAAAUGGCUGGUGCAAACCAUUUGAGAAAAAGAAAAUGAAAAAUGGCCUUGCCCCUGCUGCCCAAGAGCUUAAACUGGAGGAAGUGUAACACGUAUGCGGACAAAUAUAAUACAUUGUAGAGGAUAGUAGGACAAGUGAGACAUCCAAAGUGCUUUAGAAGAAUUUGAGGGAAAGAGCACUUACAUCUGAGAGAGGUUUUCCAGAUGGCACCUGAGAUGAAUGUUAAAGAAAAAGGAUUCUGAAAGGCAAAGAUGAAGAAGGCUCAGCUACAUGCACAGACAGAAUGAGGUAGGAGGAGGCCUAUCAGAUUUCCAGAACAAAUAAAGCAGUUUGGCUGGACCAUAGAAUGCGUGAAGGGAAGUCAUGUAAGAUAAUCCUAGAAAAGUAGAUGGAGCCAGAUUGUGGACAGCCUUAAAUGUCAGAUCAAGGAAUGUAUCCUAUAGGCAAGAAGCAGACAUGGAAAGUUUUUGAGAGGUUCAAUGACAUAGUUAGACUUGAGGAGAUUAUUUUGUGAGCUGUAAGAGGGUUGAACUAGAGAGAAAGAGAAGCAAGAGAUUGGGGAGACCAGUUUAAGAGGCCGGAACAGAGAAGAGAGGCAACAAGAAAGUUGAAAACACAUUUUCUGGGUAGAUUCAGUAGGAUGUGGCAACUUAGAUGAUUGGGGUUGAAGAAGAAAGAGUCAAAGGCUAACUUUAAUGUUUCAUAUCUGAGUGGUACUAGUAACAGAAAUAGAAAAGUUGGAAGAAUAAGUAGAUUUGAGGGGUAAUUAGCUAGAAGAUGAUCAAUUCAGUUUUGUCAUGCCAUACUAAGUUUGGGAUAACAGCAGAACAUCAAAUGGAGAUGUUCAGUAAUUGGAAAUGAAGAGCAAGAUUAGGACAGAAUGUAUAGCUAUGCAGAAGUAUCACAACACAUCACAUCACAGAUGUAUGCAAAUAAGAUCACCAAGGGAAAAUAUGUAUAGAAAAGAGGACCUAGGAUAGAGCCCAGUCAGUGUCCACCCACACUUUGGGGACUGAAGGAACUUGAUUAACCUGGGAGGAGUCUGAAGAGCUGUUGUCAAACUUCUAUUAGGCAAACCAGAAGAAAGGAGAGUAGCUAGCGGAUGGAAAAGGAGAUAGUUUCAGCACUAUAUCAUGGUGCUGAAGGGUUGAGUAAGCUGGUGACCAGGAAAAGAUUAUCAUAUAUGUAAAUUAAAUGAGACUAGCUGACCUGUAAAAGUACUAAAGUGGGUCACAUUUGCAAGAGGUUAUGGAGUGAAUAAGCAAAAUAAAGAAAUGCAAUGAUAGGGAAUAUAAUGAGCCUAGAAUGAUGGCUCUAAACACAUAAUAGAGACCCACAGCUUCUGAUACAAUUUUCCUUUGUUAUUCUAUGUAUAUUGAAGUGCCCAUUUUAUUUAGUGUUAAGUUCAGAAUAAAAGAAAAGAAAUAUAGAAUGAUAGUUUGAGGAGAAGACUGGUUUAAGAGAAGGUCAUAUCUAAAGAAAGGAAGGUGAUGGUCCUACUGUUCCCUGUUCAGUUCACCUGUGUCUGGGGUAUGUUGUGUUCCCUCAAUUCUAGGGAAUACAGACAAGAAGGGAGAUUGGCCAUCUGGAGGGUGAGCCAGGUGAGUGGUCAGACUAGACGAAGACACUAAUGGAAAUCAAGUAGCUUAUGUUUAACCUAGAAAGAAAUGACAUCAUAGCAUUCUUCAACUGUUAGAAGGGCUGCCAUAUACUCCACUUUUUGAUGAGUAGCAAUACCCCACAAACCCCUAGACUUGCUGUUAGCCCAGACAUUGAGAGGAGAAGUCAUCCUGGAGACCUCACCCCCUUCCUCAUCACCACCGGCGAUCAACUGCUACAAUCAGGCAGAUAGUUAAUAUUUAUCCCGUGCCUGCUGUGUGCUGGGCACUGUACUUAAACAUUGGCGAUGUGAAAAGAGGAGAAAGAUAACCUCUGCUCUCCAGGAUCUCGCUGGCAGAUGGAUUGGCACCAGGAGUCAUGGGAGUAACAGCUCCUCCCAGCUACCUGUCACUCUCAAGCUAGCCCAGGGAGAGCUACAGAGCUGGAGGGAGACACGGGAGACUGUGUGACCACCCCCACCAUCUUGAUAAGAGAUGGCCCAGGAUUCUGACUGGAAGAACUUUGGGAAUAGCAGUGCUUGCAGGCUAGUGGCCUCCAGCCCAUCAUCCAGAGAAGCAACACGCGGAGAUGCAGCCUGGUGACUGCUUCCGCUAGGACUCCAACUACAGUUACUGAAGACCCAGAAAGGAAGAUUCCUAAAACCAAAGGCUUUUGGCACUGUAAAAUGGUUCGGCAUCAAAAAGUGAGGGUAGAGGCACAGGGGCAUGUAGAUGGCUCAGUGGGUAGCAAGCCAGGCCUAGAAAUGGGAGGUCCUGGGUUCAAAUCUGGCCUCAUAUGCUUCCUAGCCAUAUAGUCCUAGAAAAGCCACUUACACCCAGUUGUCUAACCCUUACCUCUGUUUUGCCUUGGAACCAAUACUUAGUAUAAAUUCUAAGACAGAAAGUAAAUGUUUUUUAGAAAGUGAUAGGAUUUUUAUUGAUGGAAAUUGGAUGAAAGAAAAAACAUUACCAUCAGCUAUGCCAUUGCAACCCAAGGACUAUAAGUCUUCUAUCUGACUUGGAGCUGAAACAUUCCAUAUAUGUUGUCGCCCCCAUUAGAAUGUGAGCUCCUUGAGAGCAGAUCUUGGUUUUCUUAUUGUCUCUCCAUCUUUUAGCACUGUGCAUUUGGUAAAUGUCAUAAUUCAUUCACAUUGAAAAGGCAUUAUUAGAUCUAUUUUGUUUGGUUUCAGAGUGGAGAAUCAGGACCAAUUCCGUUAAAUUCCAAGUUGCUUAUUGAGCACUUGCCAUUUACAAAGUACUGUGUUAGGCUUUUCUAAGACAAAAUGAAAGAGUCAAGGAGGUUACAUUCUACAUUGAAUUCAAGACCUGGCAAGGCAAACUUCAGUUCAUUAUAAGUAAAAAAUUCUCCAUAAUUUCAACAAGUCCCAAAAGCAGAAUGGGCUUUUUUGAGGGAUAAUGAAUUCUCUGUUCUAGAAGUUUCUCAACUGUACAGAAGUUUAAACCUCUAGUGUAGAAUCUCAUAUCCAGCAUUUUUGAUUUGGAAUAGAUGAACUCCAUUCAACUCUAUACGUUAUUCUUAAUGCUUCAGAACACCUCCAUUGUGUUUGGUUACUUUGUGGUUUGGCUUGACUACUUUUUAAUGUGUUUGUGUGGUCCUAAUGAGAAUGGCUUUCUUUUGGCCCUGAGUGUUCAACCUAUCUGCACAGUGCUGGUUCCAUAGUGUUCUCCUUUAAAAGAUUAGCUCAGCUGAUAGAGUCAAAGUAAAGAGUGAGAGGUGCUAGUCUGAACUAGUCUGUCAAUUCACAAAUAUUUUAGGCCAUUGUUUGAAUCAGAUUUUCAACUAUUUCAAAAAUGUAUAUGUCAUCAUCAAUCCCCAUCUCAUUCCUGGAAGCAGGUGUUUUCUGUCAAACUAGAAAAAGGUACUUGAUUGUUAUUAGGAACAUUAUUUCUUAACAUUAAAUAUUAUCAAUAUUAAGUUACAUAUUAUCAGUAUUUAAUAUUGAAAUAAUUUGAAAUAUUGAAAUAAUGAAUUGGGAUGUUUAGGCUUGACCUACUGUAGCUCUCUCUUGCAUUCUCCUCUUUGGCAACCUGUUGCUUAUACUACUUGUGCCAGCCUAGUUACCCACCCAGAGCCUUAAUGAAUAAAAAUGAUACAGUGAUUAGUGUCAUCCUGUCUUUGGGAAGUAUGGCUGUGGGAGAGAUGGAUAUUUAAAGAAGAAAAUACUGAUACUAGAUAUUUAAUUAGUAUCAUAAGAUAUAUGAAGACUCAGCAGUUCUAUCCCAUGGAUUAGCUAACUCCCAAGUAUUAGGAAGUUGGUUUUUUAAUAUCAAACCUAAAUUUUCCCUCAACUUCUCCCUAUUGCUCCUAGUUCUGGCCUGUUGGGAUGAACAGAGCAAGUCUAGUAGACCCCUCUUCCACAUAAUGAUCCUUAUGAUUCUUGAAGCCAGCUCUCAUAGCUAUAAUGAUUAAAAUAGUUGGUUGUUAUAAAAUGUAGUGAUUAAAAUAGUGGAAGAUAUAAAUUGUGGCAGAUAUAAGAGUGGAUGAGUAAAUUGUGACCGCAGAAAAUGUUUUCUCUACAGUGUCUUGGGUUUAAAUCAAUAUAUAAGGUGGUUGCCAGGGAAAUAUUCCCAAUUAUGAAUAUACCCAAAUCAACUGGGUUUUAUAGAGAUUUUAAUUAAUUAAUACAAUGAGGAAUUAAAGAAAGAGAGAAAGAGAGAAAAAGGAAAUAAUGAGAAAAGGAUAGGCCGGCCCAGGGCAGCCCUGGUCAACGCAGGCCUAAGCCUUAAGAGAAAGAUCAGUCAGUUCUUAAUCAUUCACCACAAGAUCUGUCCAAGCAAGAAUUCAGAGGGACAGAGUCUCCUCAGAAGGAGUUCCAGCCAGAGUCAGCCUCCCUCAGACUUGUCUUCAAGAGACUGUCUCAAGAGACUGUCCUGUACUCUCAGAUUUUCAUCUCCUUAUAAAGGGAAUUUUCUCCUAUGUCACCUCCCCUAAGUUCUCCCACCUACCAAUCAGAGUAGACAUUUUUCAAAGGACAGACCAUUCUUAGUUCACACCUAAGAAGACUAAUCUUUUGAGUAAUUCACACCUGUGUACAUUAGAGUCUCUGAGUAAGUUCUCACCUCUUUGCUCCUUAUAAAUUCACAAGUUGCCUGACCUUUAUAGGUACUUAGCACCCUUUUGUAUUAUAUCCAAAAAUAGGCAGAGCUUAAGAACUUUUUGUCUUACUAUAAGUAUGGGUUUAAGUACUUUUCAUUGUUCAGCAAAGAGUUUACAACUUUAUCUUCCCCUAAAGUAUGCUUAACUAUGGUGAAGUAGAGUUCUCACAUUCCUGAUCUAAGUUACUUCAUUGUUUAAAGUAGGGAAUGGUCUUAGACCAACCUUAGGAAGUAGGGUCUGGGAAUUUUUUAAGGUUUACAAUCCUAACCUUAUGAAGUAGGGUCUGAGAAAUUUUAAGGUUCACAUAGCUAAGGUUUCUCCAGACUGAACUUCCUCAAUUACUUCAAGUGCUCCUCAUCUAAUAUGGACUUCAGGCCCUUCAUUUUCUUCAUUAUCUUUCUUUAGAUGCUCUGCAACUUAAGAAUUCUCUCCCUAAGACUCUAAAUGAACACUCUAAUGCAAAUACCAACAACAGGGAAAUGGGUUCGAGUCAAGAACACCUGUGAUAACCAGUGGAAUCGUGCAUCAGCUAUGGGAGAGGGAAAGGUGGUGGGAGGGGUGGUGGGGAGGAAAAGAAAAUGAUCUUUGUUUCCAGUGAAUAAUGUUUGGAAAUGACCAAAUAAAAUAAUGUUUAAAAUAAAAAAAAAA
Molecule: messenger RNA, 23413 nt
Organism: Monodelphis domestica (gray short-tailed opossum)
Lineage: Eukaryota; Metazoa; Chordata; Mammalia; Didelphimorphia; Didelphidae
Product: B cell receptor associated protein 29
Biological process (GO): regulation of double-strand break repair; intracellular protein transport; endoplasmic reticulum to Golgi vesicle-mediated transport
Cellular component (GO): endoplasmic reticulum membrane; endoplasmic reticulum; nucleus
Molecular function (GO): histone binding; DNA binding
Source: RefSeq, a predicted model, not a curated record